UAUAUCUCUCAUCACCAACCCAAAGUGUACAAACCCAAGCUCUUCUCAAAAUGGACAGCCCGUACUCCCAAGAGCUCCAAGUCGCAAUCGGAGCCAUCCAAGCAGCCGCAAAGCUCAGCCAAGGGGUGAUCUCCAAAGCCGACAAAGGCGUGAUCGCAAAAGACGACCUGAGUCCCGUCACCGUCGCCGAUUUCGCCAUCCAAGCCCUCCUCACAGCCACCGUGCACCACGCCUUCCCGCACGACAGGUUCGUCGGCGAGGAGGCGGCUGCGGAGUUGAGGGAGAACCCGGUUUUGCUCGAACGUGUGUGGGAGUUACUUCAGAGUCUGAGAGAUGAGGAGGUUAGCCAGUUGUGUAGAUUGCCGGAGUCAAGGGAGGCGAUGUGCGAGAUGAUCGACUGGUGCGGGUUCGGCGAACCGGGGGGUGCCCGGGCGGGCAGGGUGUGGGUGUUCGAUCCGAUUGAUGGCACGAAGACGUUUGUCGAGGGCAUGGCGUAUGCGAUUAAUGUCGCGUUGCUGGAGGGUAGUCGGCAGGUCCUUAGCGUUGUGGGGUGCCCGACGCUGGCGUUUGAUGCGAUCGCGCCGGUUACGAAUACCUCGCUAGAUCCUACGGGGCGCGGUUGUAUUGCUUUCGCUGUUAAGGGGUAUGGCACGUAUGUGCGUCCGCUGGUUGUGCCGUCGACUGCUGAGGUGCAGGUUCGCAGGAUUGAGCCGCUUGCUGAAAUGGAAUCGUCUCAGAUACUGCGGCCGGUGUCUUGUUACAAUAUGUUGGAUUCGGGAGUGGAUGAUGUUCACAACAUCAUUAUGCAGAGGCUUAAUGUCGAAUCCCAAGGCUGCGACCUCUUGGCUUGGGUUCUCCGAUGGGUGACCCUCGGGUUGGGGCUCGCGAAUAUGACGGUCUGGGUAUAUAAGAAGCGGGAACGUACUGGGAAGAUAUGGGACCACGCAGGUGCCAUGCUUUUAUUCGAAGAAAUUGGGGGAUAUAUCACGGAUAUUGACGGGAAACCCAUCGACUUAGGUGUGGGGAGGAAGAUGACCGCCAACCACGGCUUUGUAGCUGCCCCGAAAGCAAUACAUCCCCUAGUACUAAAGACUACGCAAGAAGUCAUUCGCGAGCAAGGAAAGGGACAUCUCCUUGCCUGAAUUGGUAAUACGGAUGUGUGUUGAGCUGGCGUUGCUUUAUGCCGAUUCUCACUCGAGAACCUAUAUUUUGUUACGAGAACCGCCUAACUGGUUAGUUAGAUAAUGAAGGAAUAAUGUACGACUGGCUCCGUCCGUCCCCGGGUUAUAUG
This is a messenger RNA of Annulohypoxylon maeteangense, 1291 nucleotides long. RefSeq names its product carbohydrate phosphatase. Lineage: Eukaryota; Fungi; Ascomycota; Sordariomycetes; Xylariales; Hypoxylaceae. Gene Ontology annotation, biological process: sulfate assimilation. The record is from RefSeq and is a predicted model, not a curated record. Gene Ontology annotation, molecular function: 3'(2'),5'-bisphosphate nucleotidase activity. The transcript is spliced from 2 exons. Bases 51 to 1142 code for a protein of 363 amino acids.